GUACUCCGUCAUUUUGCUUUUUAAAGGACGCCUAUUUGGAGAAAAUACCACCGGAAGAAGAGAAAAAAAGCACGUUGUUAUGUUCAGCACCCCAACAACAACGGAGCACCGAAACGCGGAAUUGUUGCACGCGAGUGAGCGCAUUCAGAAACUGACCACGACCACUGACGUGCUCGUCGCGCGCGAUUUCGUUCUCUCCCAGAAAGAUGAAAUAUUGAAUGAGCUGGAGCAGUACGUGGCCGCCUUAGAGGCGGAGGUGUGCAACACGGAAAGCGUGACGGGGAGUAUUCGCACGCAGUGUGCGCUGCUGCGUCCCGGCACGCGCGGGGCGACCGCAGGCGAAAAUGCGGAGGUAACCGCGCUGUGGAGGCAGCACGGGGCAUCGAUGGCGCGAUUGGUGCGGCAGCACUCGGCGCGGCUUGUAGAGCUUGAGAACACGUUAGCGGUGACGUUGGGGGACGACGCGAGGCAGCCAGCUUUGCCAAAGGCUGUUUUCUCCAAUGAGAAGGAUAGAAACCGAGCAUAG
Messenger RNA from Leptomonas pyrrhocoris, 526 nucleotides. RefSeq lists its product as hypothetical. The record is from RefSeq and is a predicted model, not a curated record. The transcript has a single exon. The coding region runs from base 80 to 526 and encodes 148 amino acids. Lineage: Eukaryota; Euglenozoa; Kinetoplastea; Trypanosomatida; Trypanosomatidae.